Messenger RNA from Doryrhamphus excisus (bluestripe pipefish), 1166 nucleotides. RefSeq names its product B cell receptor associated protein 31 (gene bcap31). NCBI's taxonomy places the organism in Eukaryota, Metazoa, Chordata, Actinopteri, Syngnathiformes, Syngnathidae. The record is from RefSeq and is a predicted model, not a curated record. Gene Ontology annotation, cellular component: endoplasmic reticulum membrane; endoplasmic reticulum. Gene Ontology annotation, biological process: endoplasmic reticulum to Golgi vesicle-mediated transport; intracellular protein transport.
AGAUGAGCUGGCGUUUUGUACCAGGAACCGGAAGUGUCGUCUUGUCUUGGCUCAGCCGAGCGCAGCAAAGCUAAGAGCUAAACUGGGAGGCUUUGACAUACAUAACUUGUUAGUAUUACUGCAACUAUUUAUUAUUACUGCUGGUUAGUGUGUGCGACAAUCUUCAGGUAUGAGUCUCCAGUGGACAGCAGUGGCCACCUUCUUGUACGUGGAGGUCUUCUUGGUUCUCCUCCUCUGUAUUCCCUUCAUUUCUGCUAAGAGAUGGAACAGUGUCUUCAGGUCUCGGCUGGUCCAAACCAUUGCCUUAUAUGGAAACACUUCCUUUAUGGUGGCAAUGGCCAUCCUGGUCUUCCUGCUCAUUGACGCCGUCCGUGAGGUGAGGAAGUACAGUGUGACGGAGAAGGUGGACCUGAGCAACAACCCGACAGCCGUGGAGCACAUUCACAUGAAGCUCUUUCGAGCUCAGAGAAAUUUGUACAUCGCAGGAUUCGCCCUGCUGCUCUGCCUGUUGCUGCGUCGUCUGGCCACGCUUCUCUCCCAGCAGGCCUUGCUGAUGGCGUCUAACGAGGCGUUCAAGAAGCAGGCGGAGGGCGCCAGUAAUGCCGCCAAAAGUUUCAUGGAGGAGAACCAAGUGCUGCAAGACAAACUACGUGACGCUGGUAUUGAGGUGCCAGAGGCGGGCAAAAAAGGAGGCGGAAUGCAGGAAGAGAACAAGGCUCUAAAGGACGAAGUGAAGACAUUAAAGGAGGAACUAGACGCCACCAAAAAAGCUCUGCAAAAGUCGGAUGGUGAUGUUCGUGCGAUGAAGAAGCAGGCUGAAAACCUAACAGUGGAAUACGACCGACUGCUGGACGAACACAGCAAGCUGCUGGCCAGCGGUGACAAGAAGUCGGACUGAGCAGGGUGAAGAUGGUCUGCGUCUCAUCGUCGUCGCCCUCUCUCCGGUGUGUGUCAUAUCACUUCCUGUCGGCUCGUUCUUGCUUUCAUCUUUUAAGACGGUUGGCUUCUCACUGAAGAAUCUUUGCAAAGUACGACAUCGGAGCCAUAAGUUGACUCGUGUAGUUUUGCAUCACGUGCGUGCUAAUGUGACGCUUGAGGUUUUUUUCAUGUUAUGGCAGAAACUGCAAAAAUAGCACGUUAUUAAUAAAAUAUACAGUACAUGCAAA